AUGUCUGGUCUGCCUUCUCACACUUACCCACUGAUCCCGAGUAGUGGAAAUACCCAACUUCGGGUCUUCAGCGGCAUCCCCGACUGCGAGUAUCGCUUCAGUACGAACCUUGGAGCCCGUGAGAGCUUCACCUUGAAGGGUCUGGACUACUACUAUUCGGGUAGUGUGGCCACCAGUAGCGAUGGAACCUUCAAGUUAACCUACACCGUGGAGAGCCUGACCGAAGGAUGCACCACUCUGGAGGGCGGUACCCAGCAACUGUACGAGGCCACCGCCCACUCUCUUUUCCUGCGUCCUUCCCAUGCGAUCGUUAAGUACUGGUACGAGGACGAGGUCCAGAAGUCCAAUCGCUCGUGGGCCUUUGUGCGGACCCUGGCGAAUCUGUUGGCCACCACCCGGGUGGUUUGGACAGAGGAUGGGGGGCAGGACGCGACCCUGGAUCUGCCCGCCCGCAAUCACGAUCUCCACGAGCUGAACACGGGCAAGUAUAGGGUCCAGGUGGCGGAACAGAAUCUCACCCAGGUGGAGUUGCGUGCCGGCGGUGUAUACGCCCUGCUGAUUGGCCAGAGUCACGGCGCCUUCGUGUCCCGCGUGAUCGAGGUCACCAACCCCAACUCGAUGCACAUGCUCUGGCUGGUGCCGCAGUACGUGGUGAUGACCCUCGGCGAGGUUAUGUUCUCGGUGACGGGCCUGGGGUUCUCCUACUCCCAGUCCCCGCCCAGCAUGAAGAGUGUCCUGCAGGCCUGCUGGCUGCUCACGGUGGCCUUUGGCAACGUCAUCGUGGUGGUGAUCGCGGAACUCAAGUUCUUCGACUCCCAGGCCAGCGAGUUCUUCCUCUUCGCCGGCCUCAUGUUCGUCGACAUGCUGAUCUUCAUGUUCGUGGCCUACUACUAUAAGCCAUAUGAUGAGGUGGCGGCCCUCACCGAGAGGAUCCGGGCCAGACGCCGUAAAUGGGAGGAUCCCGAUCGGUUCAAGCGGGAAUGAGAAGUUAUUGAAA
Molecule: messenger RNA, 997 nt
Organism: Drosophila suzukii
Lineage: Eukaryota; Metazoa; Arthropoda; Insecta; Diptera; Drosophilidae
Source: RefSeq, a predicted model, not a curated record